Molecule: messenger RNA, 732 nt
Organism: Naegleria gruberi
Lineage: Eukaryota; Heterolobosea; Eutetramitea; Acrasida; Naegleriidae
Exons: 1
Coding region: 1-732 (243 amino acids)
Source: RefSeq, a predicted model, not a curated record
AUGGAAACUCAAAUUGUAACAAUGGAAGAAGGAACCUAUGAUGAUAUUUUGGAAUGUUCAAUUUUUUCUGAUAAUACACCAACCAGUUCAAAGGAAAUAACUUCAUCUUUGGAAAGAAAAUCUAAAAGAAAAGGAAGAAAACAAUCAACUAGCACCAAAAGGAAAAGUGCUGAGAUUGAAGAAGGAAAAUCAAAAAAAAGAAAGUCAAAUGAGGAAGAGGAAUGUGAUUUUAUUUUGGAAAAAGGAGUUUUUACAUUUGAACCAAGCUUUCCAGAGUGGAAUCAAGUACCGAAGCCUGUUUUGGAUACGUAUAAGGUGGUUUGGGAAAUGUUCGCAACUUGUGCUCGUUGUACUAUCCAUGAACAAUUGGAAAUGAAGAACACAAGUAGAGUGCACCAUAUGGUAAUUGGAAAUUGUUUACCAACUGUAUUUUAUCUUGUAUUGAAGGAAUCAAAAGGAAAGUUCUAUCAGUGGUAUCAAAAUGUAAUGCAACAUGGCAUAAAGGUGAAACAAGAUUGCAUUCAAUUUAGAUUUAAAGAUUGUUUGCCACCUCUAGAUAAUUUUGAUGAUUGGGCUGAUUUUAAAUUGAACAUCACCAACGAUACGUUCAAGUAUGGUAAAAAAGAAAUGGUGCACCACUUAAAGAUUAAGUACAUUUCUUUGACUUGCAAUGUAUCCUCUUUCCAAGUUUAUACUUCAUUCAAGUUUGAGAAAGAAAUUAUUUUACAAUAA